This is a messenger RNA of Xenopus tropicalis (tropical clawed frog), 675 nucleotides long. It is a transcript of the gene rps8, whose product is annotated as ribosomal protein S8. NCBI's taxonomy places the organism in Eukaryota, Metazoa, Chordata, Amphibia, Anura, Pipidae. Gene Ontology annotation, biological process: translation. Gene Ontology annotation, molecular function: structural constituent of ribosome. The record is from RefSeq and is marked provisional. Gene Ontology annotation, cellular component: cytoplasm; ribosome.
GUAUCUCAAGGGACAACUGGCACAAGCGCCGCAAGACUGGUGGCAAAAGGAAGCCUUAUCACAAAAAGAGAAAGUAUGAACUUGGCCGUCCUGCUGCAAACACCAAGAUUGGUCCUCGCCGUAUCCACACUGUGAGAGUCCGCGGUGGUAACAAAAAGUAUCGUGCUCUGAGGUUGGAUGCUGGCAACUUUUCAUGGGGUUCAGAGUGUUGCACACGUAAAACUAGGAUCAUUGAUGUGGUGUACAAUGCGUCAAACAAUGAGCUGGUUCGAACCAAAACCCUUGUGAAGAACUGCAUUGUCCUGGUUGACAGCACUCCUUACAGACAGUGGUUUGAGGCCCACUAUGCUCUCCCACUAGGACGCAAGAAGGGAGCUAAACUCACCCCUGAAGAGGAAGAAAUCCUAAACAAGAAACGAUCUAAGAAAACACAGAAGAAAUAUGAGGAGAGGAAAAAGACAGCAAAAAUAAGCCCACUUUUGGAAGAACAGUUCCAGCAAGGCAAACUGCUUGCAUGCAUAGCCUCCAGACCGGGACAGUGUGGUAGAGCUGAUGGUUAUGUACUGGAAGGGAAGGAGUUGGAGUUCUACCUGAGAAAGAUCAAGGCCAAAAAGGGGAAAUAAACAUGUUACCACACUUAUCAUCAAAUAAAUGUUAUUAAAACAAGCUUUUAAA